AUGAAAUUGCGAGUUAUUUCCUUUUGUCUGCUGCUACUUCUUUGCUGCGGCUUAUGUCGAGGCUUUCGCAGCUCCCCUGGGGCCCCCUCUUGCCUCAUUUCUCCCGCAGCUAGCUCCUACACUGCCCAUAGAUUCAGGCGGGGGGCCCCCCUAGGGGCCCCCAAGGGGACCCUAGCAGGCGCGCUGGGCCGUUUGCUUGCGGGGCCCUUCGCAGGGGACCCGCAGGAGUACCUGAAGCUGAGGAACACAGUCGAAAACCUUUCGGACUUCGAGGGUGGGCAGCAAAUGCUGCAGCAGAUGCUGCAGCGGCAGGAGGGCGAGCUGCAGCAGCACCAACACCCAGAAUUUGCUGCUGCAAACUACAGUCGGGCUCGAGCCCUGAGAGCAAAGGCUUCUAAACAACCACGCAAGAAAGAAAUCAAGCUGAGUGCCCGGAUUGCUGUGGGGGACCUCCAGCAGAAGGCGCGGCAGGCGCGGGUCUUCUUAGAAGGGAAGCAUCAGGUUAAGUUCACGCUGCAGCUGAGGGGCCGCGAGCGGUUCUCCCCAGAGAACCACCUGCCGCUACUGCAGCAGCUGCAGCAGCUGCUGCAAGAUGUGGGGCAGCCUGCAGCAGCACCCCAGGCGAAGGGCCCCUGCUCCGUCCUCACUCUCUUUCUACAGCCGAAAAAGAAGCACGGCCGAGCCAAGGCCAACCAGCAGCAGCAGCAGCGGCAGCAGCAAACAGACGCGCAGGACACAAACGAAGCUGCAGCAGAACCUCAGGAGCCCUGA
Eimeria tenella is the source of this 771-nucleotide messenger RNA. RefSeq lists its product as uncharacterized. The record is from RefSeq and is a predicted model, not a curated record. Gene Ontology annotation, biological process: ribosome disassembly; translational initiation. Gene Ontology annotation, molecular function: translation initiation factor activity; ribosome binding. Bases 1 to 771 code for a protein of 256 amino acids. NCBI's taxonomy places the organism in Eukaryota, Apicomplexa, Conoidasida, Eucoccidiorida, Eimeriidae. The transcript has 4 exons.